Cheilinus undulatus (humphead wrasse) is the source of this 2583-nucleotide messenger RNA. It is a transcript of the gene gata2a, whose product is annotated as GATA binding protein 2a. Gene Ontology annotation, molecular function: DNA-binding transcription factor activity, RNA polymerase II-specific; RNA polymerase II cis-regulatory region sequence-specific DNA binding; zinc ion binding. NCBI's taxonomy places the organism in Eukaryota, Metazoa, Chordata, Actinopteri, Labriformes, Labridae. The transcript is spliced from 6 exons. The record is from RefSeq and is a predicted model, not a curated record. Bases 320 to 1699 code for a protein of 459 amino acids. Gene Ontology annotation, biological process: cell fate commitment; positive regulation of transcription by RNA polymerase II; positive regulation of angiogenesis. Gene Ontology annotation, cellular component: nucleus.
GCUGAUCGAAGUUGCAACAGGUAUCCAGAGGACAUUUGUUUCUUUUCUUCGUGUACACACGGAAUGCUUUCCCUCGACAGUCAAGCAGCUUUGCAUGACUUUGUGUUCGAUCUUUACGCAUCUGGUCCCUGGUUUCACAACUGAGGAGAGAAGAGGAGAUCGAGCUGUUUAAGGAUUCUAUUUCUGAAGUAAAUAAACACAGUCGAGACUUUCACAGCUGAAGGACUAUACGGAGACUUAAACUUCCACCUGGGGGUAAACAAAGCCUAAAAGUAGCCUCGCAGACACAGAGACGUCUUCAGAGAAGAGGAGCUCAGACAUGGAGGUCGCAGCGGCCGAUCAGUCUCGGUGGAUGGCGCACCAUCACGCAGUGCUGAACGGCCAGCACCCGGACUCUCACCAUCACAGUCUGAGCCACAACUACAUGGAGCCCAUGGCGCCUUUACUGCCCCAGGACGAGGUUGACAUGUUUCUGAACCACUUGGACUCUCAAGGGAACCCUUACUACACCAACUCCCGGGCCAGGGUCACAUACAGCCAGGCACACGCUCGCCUCACUGGGAACCAGGUCUGCCGCCCACACCUCAUCCACAGCCCCGGUAUUUCCUGGCUGGACCCCGGGAAAGCAGCCCUGUCCGCAGCCCACCACCAUAACGCAUGGGCGGUCAGCCACUUCAGCAAACCCGGCCUGCACACCACCGGCUCCGGCUACCCCUGCAGCAGCAGCACCGGUACGGCUCCGGUGGCCUCGCUCACGCCUGCGUCUCACUCCAGUCCGCACCUCUACAGUUUCCCCCCGACCCCUCCGAAGGACGUGUCCCCGGACCCGGGCCCUACCUCCCCGACCUCCACCUCCACCAGGAUGGACGAGAAGGAGUCGAUCAAGUACCAGGUCCCGCUAACGGACGGCAUGAAAAUGGAGAGCUGUAGUCCGCUCCGCAGCGGCCUGGCCUCGAUGAACAGCCAGGCCACGCAUCACCCCAUCCCGACGUACCCGGCCUACCCGCUGCCUCCACACGAGUACAGCGGCAGCCUCUUCCACCCCGGCAGCCUGCUCGGAGGGUCCUCCUCCAGCUUCACGCCAAAGUGUAAAAGCAAAGCCCGGUCGAGCUCAGAACUCUACGCAGAGGGCCGUGAAUGUGUAAACUGCGGUGCCACCUCCACCCCUCUGUGGCGACGGGAUGGUACCGGCCACUACUUGUGCAACGCCUGCGGACUGUACCACAAGAUGAACGGCCAGAACCGACCACUCAUCAAGCCCAAACGCAGACUGUCUGCUGCUAGACGUGCAGGCACCUGCUGUGCAAACUGCCAGACCACCACCACCACCCUGUGGAGGCGCAACGGGAACGGAGACCCGGUGUGUAACGCCUGCGGCCUUUACUUUAAACUUCACAAUGUCAACAGACCCCUGACCAUGAAGAAAGAAGGCAUCCAGACACGCAACCGCAAGAUGUCAAGCAAGUCCAAGAGGAACAAACGAGCAGGGGAUGGCUUCGACGAGCUAUCCAAGUGCAUGCAGGACAAGGCCUCACCCUUCAGCAGUGCACCCGGCCUCACCAGUCACAUGGCCCACAUGGGUCAUCUGCCCCCCUUUAGCCACUCGGGACACAUGCUGCCUACUCCCACGCCCAUUCACCCUUCAUUCGGCCACCCCCACCACUCCAAUCGCUCGCCGGUCUGGGCUGAGCCUCACUGAGGUCCUUUUAGACCCAAGACUCCUUAGCCUGAAGGAGCCUAAACAUCAUCAUGAACACUAAACGGCCUCUGCAUCCCGUUGGGAGCUCAGCAGACUUGUUGCGUCAUGUACAGUGGUUGGAGGGGAGUGACCUUCAGUUGGCGUAAUGACUAGAGGUCCCGUCAUGCCUGACCUCACUGAUGGGACGCUGCAGAGCAGGACUUAAGCAGACUCUGUGAAGAGCUAAUGUGAUGAGGGGUUUGUUAGUCCCUGUGUGACUGAAGCAUGCAGGAAUGGAGUGAAUGGAGACGCUUGUCAUUCUUUUUGCUUAUUUUUACUAAGUCACUUUGGUACCCACCUCUCCUUGACCCUGUAACAGGAGACUCAAGAGAGGUCUUAAAAAGAACCGCUGUUUUCACCUCACGACCAUCUCACUAUACUGAGAAAACGCACCCUGUCCAUCUCCUGUCUAUCUGCAGAUGAGCUAACUCUUCAGUGCUGGAAGUCUCAAGACUGGCUCUCAGCUUCAGCCCUACACCGCUGUUAUGAACCAGUCAUACACAGUACCCACAAACCAGUGCUCUCCAAACAUGCUGGAUUGUACGCCAACACAAUGCUCACCUGUUUUUAAUAAUGGACUUUUAUGGAAAAAAGACACAGUGAAUAGAGUGUUUAUAAAUGCUUAAUUGCUAUUAUUAUUGUUAUAUUUGAUGUUAUAAUUAUUGCUAUGAUAAUUUAUUUUCACUCUUUAAGCUUUUGUCAAAGACACAUGGAAACUGUUAUGAUUUGAAUUUCAUGGUUAUUACGUAAAGAAAAACACUGACCUAUCUUAGAGGAAAAGUCCCUGAGCUGUACGUUUUUAUCAUUUUUCCAUCUCACAAAAGUAAAGGAAAUAAAGUUUAAUA